Molecule: messenger RNA, 1536 nt
Organism: Mercurialis annua (annual mercury)
Lineage: Eukaryota; Viridiplantae; Streptophyta; Magnoliopsida; Malpighiales; Euphorbiaceae
Product: leucine-rich repeat extensin-like protein 4
Exons: 1
Coding region: 47-1387 (446 amino acids)
Molecular function (GO): protein binding
Source: RefSeq, a predicted model, not a curated record
AAGCAACAAAUUAAAUCAAUGUUUUCCAUUUAACUUGACCAGCAUUAUGAUUACCAUAAAGACCAAUCAAAUUUGCUCCUUACAUAAAGUAGUUGCACCAACUGAUUUACACAACCUUAAACCAAAUAUGCCUUCAUUUUUCUUCAAUCCUAUUCCUUUCCAUGCCUUAAUACUCCUCUUAAUAUUGAACCUGUCUUGCUUGUUUAGCAACAUAGCUGCCAAACACGGCUCCUCCGAUCAUCAUCGUCACCAUAGCCCUCAUAGUCGUCAUUCUUCCGCUUCAAACCCGAGGCUGCAACGAGCUUAUAUCGCCCUUCGAGCAUGGAAACGCGUGAUCUACUCUGAUCCUACCAACUUCACUUCCAACUGGGUUGGCAGUGAAGUGUGCAACUACCGAGGUGUUUAUUGCGCGCAGGCUCUCGAUGACCCGAAAAUAAAAGUUGUUGCCGGAAUAGACCUCAAUCACUUGGAUAUAGCAGGGUUUCUCCCCGACGAAAUAGGCCUCUUGACUGAUGUGUCACUCAUCCAUUUGAAUAGCAAUAGAUUCUGUGGUAUAAUACCACAAACUAUAGCCAACCUUACACAUCUCUACGAGCUCGAUUUAAGUAACAACCGAUUCGUUGGCGGUUUUCCCUCUCCUGUCCUCUCACUUCCUAUGCUCGGGUACCUUGACCUUCGCUACAACGAGUUCGAAGGCACAUUGCCUCCCGAGCUUUUCCAGAAGAAACUCGACGCAAUAUUCGUUAAUAAUAACAGAUUCACUAAUGUUAUUCCGUCUUUCGUCACUGGAAGUACAGCUUCCGUGCUGGUAAUAGCUAAUAAUAACUUUUCAGGUCCCCUGCCACCGAGCAUCGCCAACUUCGCCGAAACUCUGGAGGAGCUUUUAUUAGCUAAUUCAAGUUUGACAGGGUGUUUGCCACCAGAAGUUGGUUAUCUUUAUAAACUGAGGCUAUUAGAUGUUAGCCAUAACAAACUAGUUGGUCCUAUACCGUAUAGUCUCGCAGGGUUAGCUCAUUUGGAGAGUCUCAAUUUAGCUCACAAUAUGAUGAGUGGAAUUGUGUCUGAAGGAGUUUGUGUGCUGCCAAGUUUGUCUAAUUUCACUUUCUCUGAUAACUUCUUCUGCGAGGAACAAGGCGUAUGCAUGAACCUGACGUCUAAAGGCGUUGCUUUCGAUGAUCGUCAAAACUGUUUGCCGGAGAAGCUGUUCCAGAGAACCAAGAAAGAAUGCAAUUCGGUGCUCGAGCAUCCCGUCGACUGCUUCGAGGAACACUAUGUUGGUGAGGGCAUGAGCGGAGGAGUUUUUGGCAGUUCAGCUCCGUUUAGUCAACCUGUUGCGCCUUCAGCCGCUCCUCUGAUGCCACCAUCUAUCGCUCCGAGCUCUACGUAAGCGAACAUUGUAAGAUACUUGUAGUAAAAUCAAAAUAAGUUUCUGAGUGAUCUUUGUAAAUAAGUUUGAUUAGAACAUGGGUGUAUAUAAUGCUUCAACGAAACUUCACAAACCUAUCAAAAUGAAGGCCAAACUGGAUCGUAUCUGUA